This is a messenger RNA of Myotis myotis, 3295 nucleotides long. RefSeq lists its product as uncharacterized. The transcript is spliced from 2 exons. Gene Ontology annotation, molecular function: nucleic acid binding; aspartic-type endopeptidase activity; zinc ion binding. Gene Ontology annotation, biological process: proteolysis; virion assembly. The record is from RefSeq and is a predicted model, not a curated record. NCBI's taxonomy places the organism in Eukaryota, Metazoa, Chordata, Mammalia, Chiroptera, Vespertilionidae.
GAAGUGGGUCCUCGUGUCUGCAACUUCUGUGUUAUUUGUGUUUUUGGUGACAUACGAACUGAUGAUGGGACAGACUGUGACAACUCCUCUUAGUUUGACCUUAGACCAUUGGACUGAAGUGAAGGGAAGAGGUCGCGACCUAUCAGUUGAGAUCAAGAAGGGACUGUGGCGGACUUUCUGCUCCUCGGAGUGGCCCACUUUUAAUAUAGGGUGGCCAAAAGAAGGAAUUUUUGACUUAUCUGUUAUCUUUGCUGUUAAGGAGAUUGUUUUUCAGAAAGAGCCUGGAGCCCAUCCGGAUCAACAGCCUUACAUCGUGGUCUGGCAAGACCUGGUGCAAAAUCCACCCCCCUGGGUUCGACCUUGGGUUGCAAAACCCAAGCCCCGGCCGGACGCUCGAGUUCUGGCUGUCCAAUCUCCCAGUUCUGGGGAGAAAACCAGUCACUCGGACCCCCCCAAGAAGAUUUAUCCAGAAAUCCAGGCUGACCUCCUUCUCCUUGACUCACCUCCCCCGUAUCCUCCUGCCUCAGUUUCUGUAGGGGGUCAGGAAGAGCCAGAAGCACCGCCGGCCCCUGCAGCUGCGCCCUCUGCUCCCCCUAAUGGGUCUCUGCCGGGGCCUGCGCAGGGCACCAGGAGCCGCCACGGAAUGACUCCCCACUCCACCGUCACCCUUCCCCUAAGGGCUUAUGGGCCCCCGCCGGUGGCGACGGAGGGUGGACCGGCUCCUCUUCAGCCCCUCCAGUACUGGCCUUUUUCCUCCGCAGAUUUGUAUAACUGGAAAACUAAUCACCCUCCCUUUUCAGAGGACCCUCAGCGCUUAACUGGGCUGGUGGAGUCUUUAAUGUUCUCUCAUCAGCCUGCAUGGGAUGAUUGUCAGCAGCUACUGCAGACUCUUUUCACCACCGAAGAGAGGGAGAGGAUCCUGUUAGAAGCAAGGAAGAACGUGCCGGGAGCAGAUGGACGGCCCACUCAGCUCCCCAACAUCAUCGAGGCUGCCUUUCCUCUCUCUCAGACUGAUUGGGAUUUCAACACGGCAGAAGGUAGGGAGCGACUGACCGUCUAUCGCCAGACUCUAGUGGUCGGCCUCAGAGGGGCAGCAAGACGCCCCACCAAUUUGGCCAAGGUAAGAGAGGUUACCCAGGGGGCCACGGAACCCCCGUCGGUAUUUCUUGAGUGCUUAAUGGAAGCUUUCAGACGUUACACCCCGUUUGACCCUACCUCAGAGGGGCAAAGGGCUUCCGUGGCCAUGGCUUUUAUAGGGCAGUCAGCAUUAGAUAUUAAGAGGAAAUUGCAGAGAAUAGAAGGGUUACAGGAUUAUACCCUACAGGAUUUAGUCAAGGAGGCGGAGAAAGUGUAUCAUAAGAGGGAAACUGAGGAAGAGAAGGAGCAAAGAAAAGAGAAGGAGAGAGAAGAGAGAGAAAAUGAGAGAGAUCGUAAGCGGGAGAAAAACCUGACACGGAUUUUGGCAGCUGUAGUAAAUGAGAAAGGACAGGAACAAACCCAGAGUAGGGCUAAGAGAUCAGGUAACCUGGGCAACCGCACCCCAUUAGAUAAAGAUCAGUGUGCAUACUGCAAGGAAAAAGGUCACUGGGCUAGAGAGUGCCCUAAACUAAAGAAGAAGAACGGAUCCUCCAAGAAAGUGCUAGCCCUGGGAGAAGAGGACUAGUGGGGAUGGGGCUCGGAACCCCUCCCCGAGCCUAGGGUAACAUUAGAGGUGGAGGGGAAGCCAGUUGAGUUCUUAGUAGACACUGGGGCUCAGCACUCGGUCCUACUCGAACCGGCUGGACCUGUUUCCCACAAGAAAUCGUGGGUCAUAGGGGCCACAGGGCACCAGCAGUACUCAUGGACUACCCGAAGAACAGUAGACUUAGGAACAGGAUGGGUAACCCACUCGUUUUUGGUCAUCCCUGAGUGUCCUGCACCCCUACUUGGGAGGGAUCUCCUAACCAAAAUGGGAGCCCAAAUUACCUUCACCCCUGAUGGCCCGGAGGUGACCCAGGGCAAGAGAAUGGCUACCGCUUUGACCAUACGCCUAGAUGAUGAACAUAGACUUUUUGAAGAACAGAAAGCAGAGAUAAGUCACAUAAAUGACUGGUUGAACAAGUAUCCAGGAGCAUGGGCCGAGACGGCCGGAACAGGACUAGCUACAGGAAGGCCGCCCGUAGUCAUAGAGCUUAAGGCCACUUCUACCCCUGUAGCUGUACGCCAAUAUCCUAUGACGAAGGAGUCCCGGGAGGGAAUUAGGCCCCAUAUCCAACGCCUCCUUCAGCAAGGCAUCCUAGUGAAAUGUCAGUCACCGUGGAACACUCCCCUGUUACCUGUUAAGAAGCCUGGCACAGGAGACUACCGCCCGGUACAAGACUUGAGGGAAGUGAACAAGCGGGUACAGGAUAUCCACCCCACAGUGCCUAACCCUUACAGCUUGCUGAGUUCUCUCCCCCCGGACCAUGUGUGGUAUACUGUUUUGGAUUUAAAGGACGCUUUCUUCUGCCUGCGACUGCAUCCCUCCAGCCAGAACAUUUUUGCAUUCGAAUGGAGGGACCCUGACUCUGGGACUACAGGACAGUUGACUUGGACUCGACUACCCCAGGGCUUCAAGAAUUCCCCGACCCUCUUCGAUGAGGCACUCCAUCAGGACUUAGCCCACUUCCGCGCCAGCCAUCCCCAGGUAACGCUCCUGCAAUAUGUAGACGACUUGCUGCUGGCUGGGGCUACGGAGGAGGAGUGCCGACGGGGCACGGGACUGUUGCUAGAAGAACUCACCCGCCUAGGAUAUCGAGCCUCCGCCAAGAAGGCCCAGAUUUGCCGAAGAGAGGUAACGUACUUGGGGUAUGCCUUAAAAGGGGGGCAGAGGUGGCUCACGGAGGCCAGAAAGCAGACCGUGACCCAGAUACCCACUCCUCGCUCACCUCGCCAGGUGCGAGAAUUUCUAGGGACAGCGGGGUUCUGCCGCUUGUGGAUCCCCGGGUUCGCUACCCUGGCCGCUCCCCUCUAUCCUUUAACUAGAGAGGGUGCCCCGUUUGAGUGGGGUAAUGACCAACAGCAGGCCUUUGAUGACAUCAAGAAGGCAUUACUAUCAGCCCCGGCCCUGGCGUUACCAGACGUAGCCAAGCCCUUCGUCCUAUAUGUGGACGAGAGAAAGGGAAUAGCCCGAGGGGUGCUGACCCAGCCUCUAGGACCAUGGAAGAGGCCAGUAGCCUACCUCUCUAAGAAGCUGGAUCCAGUUGCUAGCAGCUGGCCUGCCUGUCUGAAGUCCGUGGCAGCAGUAGCAGUGUUGCAUCAUCAGGCAGCCCCCUGA